AUGUCAAAACUGACCAUAAUGAGGCUUGAAGAAAGGCUAACAACUAAUAAGAUACCUACUAAUCAACGGGUUGCCUUACAUGAAAUUUUGUCCGCAUUACAAGUCCUCAAUUUAAAAGGUCGCAGAUAUUCCGAAGAUUGGAUCCUUUUAUGUUUACUAUUUCAUAUGCGUUCACCAUGUGGCUAUAAUUUUGUUAGAAAUAAUGACAUUAUGCCAUUACCUUGUGUAAGGACCAUAAGAAGGUACCUAUCAUCUAUCGAUACACAAUGUGGGUUUAUCCAAAAUUUCUACAGAUGUUUUCUCUUUAUAUGGCACAAAAAGAAGAAUUCAAACGCCAUGGUUUGCUCGUGUUUGAUGAAAUGUCCACUCUCGAGAGUAUUGCAGUUAACUCGGCGAAUCUUACAUAUACAGGUCUAG
This is a messenger RNA of Macrosiphum euphorbiae (potato aphid), 417 nucleotides long. NCBI's taxonomy places the organism in Eukaryota, Metazoa, Arthropoda, Insecta, Hemiptera, Aphididae. The record is from the annotation of a GenBank genome assembly.